Alternaria atra is the source of this 6519-nucleotide messenger RNA. RefSeq lists its product as uncharacterized. Gene Ontology annotation, biological process: intracellular calcium ion homeostasis; calcium ion transmembrane transport; lipid metabolic process. Gene Ontology annotation, cellular component: membrane. The record is from RefSeq and is a predicted model, not a curated record. Gene Ontology annotation, molecular function: phosphoric diester hydrolase activity; calcium channel activity; calcium ion binding. The transcript is spliced from 6 exons. Lineage: Eukaryota; Fungi; Ascomycota; Dothideomycetes; Pleosporales; Pleosporaceae. The coding region runs from base 1 to 6519 and encodes 2172 amino acids.
AUGGGCAACUCGCAGGGCAAAGAGUCGCAGCCGGAGAGGAGAGGCCACGCCCGCCGCUCUAGUGCACACCAGCCCGCCUCUCCGUCUGCUGCCGGUCCCGCCGCAUCAACACACAACAGACCGGGCAACAGUCCCUAUGGCAACUCGCGGAGGGACAGAGGCAGCAGACCGGACCUGUCUUUCCUAGGCAUCCGUACCGGAGACAAUGCCGAACGCGACCCCGCUCUCGAACCUCGGCGAGAGACAAAGGCGGAGCGCGAGGCCCGCAAGCUGGAGAAGGAUCGAAUACUCCGGGCCCAGGAACGUGAGAGGAGUCUGAAAGAGGAAGGCGUCGACGGAGGAUACUUGGUCACGCUUGGUGUCUAUACGGGACCAGAAGACUUCAGCAAGCCUACGGUGCGGCAAUUACAGAUUGAACGUCGACUUGCUCCCUUCUGGAGAGGCCUCGAUGACCACGAAGAUACUUGGACCGAGCAUCAACUCGUCGAAGUCGUCAACGGCCGCCCACUGCCCGCUGCAGACGACAUCCCUCCCGAAGAGCCACCUCGAACCAACACGAACAAUCACCUCAGCACAGCAUGGAAUCCCCGCAGCUCAGAGCCCAGCCUGAACCAGCUCACGGUGCCCAUGGGCGCUCGAUCCAUGUCUCAAGAACCGAGUCCUACCUUUUCCCUCCCAUCGCCCGCGUCUCCGAUCGCGAACAACUCCUCUUCCUCCCCAUUCUUCCGUGGGCGCGCCAAAACCCUCGCCUCCCUCGCGACCGGUUCCCGCAAUGCUUCGCAGUCUGACAUGGCCCCACAAGAACUACACCUUCCCAAAGACCCGUACGUGAAUGGCCAACGAAUCGAGGCUUUUCUGUACAAGAACGCCUCCGAGUGUCCCAUCUGUUUUAUGUAUUACCCACCACAUCUAAACAAGACACGUUGCUGCGAUCAGCCCAUCUGUUCCGAGUGCUUUGUUCAGAUUAAGAGACCCGAUCCCCAUCCCCCAGAGCAUCAUGGAGAACCGGGCGCUGAGGGCGCGCAGCCCGCUGAGCCAGAGGAGGAGGUCCAGCUAGUUUCGGAGCCAGCUGCUUGUCCCUACUGCACACAAGCCGAGUUUGGAGUAACCUACGAGCCACCGCCUUUUAGGAGAGGACUUGUCUACAAUGGCCAGGGUCGCAAUGGUAUGGGUAGCGCGACAUCCGCAAUGUCCUCCACCUCGUCCCUGAAUUCGCCCACUUCUGCCGGUCCCGGGCGAAGAAGAGCAACGUCGCUUGCAGUCACCGACAAGACGGUAAUCACAACCGAUAUGGUGCGGCCCGACUGGGCGAAGAAGCUGGCAGACGCGAAAUCACAUGCUUUGCGAAGGGCUGCUGCUGCCACAGCUUUACAUAAUGCCGCAUACAUGAUGGGGAACCUCCCACAAGGAGAGAGUCGGUUCGGCCUCGGAAGACGAAGGAGAAUAUUCACUAGCGAUAGUACCGGUAGUAGUGGACACGGAACGCCCCGGCGUGAAGGUGAAAGCUCAUCCGGCCAGCCAGGAGGCUCAAGCGACCUAUUCCCCAACCGCAUUAGCUCGAGGAGAGGUAAUAGGCUUGAUGAUCUCGAAGACCUCAUGAUGAUGGAAGCUAUACGUCUUAGUCUUGCAGCCGAAGAAGAGCGCAAGAAAAGAGACGAAAAGGACGCUGCUAAAGAGGCCAAGAAGGAGGGCAAGAAGAAAGCCAAGGAGAUUAAGAAAGUUGCAAAGGCCCAACGCAAUAUUGGCAGUGGCUUUCACCCGAUAGAGAUUGAUGGCAUCGACGAAACGGAAGCUGGUAGCUCUUCUGCAGCCGGUAAAGGCAAAGGAGUCGAUCGGUCUGGUGGCGCUGGUGGUGUCAAUCCCAUGUCAGAACCGACAUCGACUCUCAACACUCCUUCUACCAAAGACGACCCGCAAAAGCAUCUCGAAGCUAGUCGCGCGCAGAUUCAGCGGGAGACAUCCGACUCUAGCAACCCAGCUCCUUUCCACCCUGAUAGCGGCGAACAGCCACAACACCGAUCCGUCUUGCGCAACAUCUCCAACGCAUCCUCAUCCUCGUCUUCGUUUGCGGAAUCAUACCAAAACUCAUUACAACAACAAGAAAACCAAAACAACCUUGCACCCGGGUCUUCUUACGGACCAAGUUCAAACGCAUCAGGUGUUAGCUUAGCCCAGGGCGAGACCGAUACCCCUCCACAGGACACGAAUAGCACGGAGCCAAUGUUCAACUUCCAAAGUCUCGCAAAGGCAAUCACCCCUGAAGAUGAGAACAAGAGCGAAAACAAGCCCCAGUACAUCGAGGAUGUAGAGGAGGCGAGUCCCGAAGAGAAGCCAACUACUACUGCGAACGGCAAAGCGCCCGAAGCUUCCACAGGCGCCGAGGCGGAGAGCCAGACCUCAGACCCGUUGGCUUCGAGCACAACGACGCUCAAGCCGAACCAAGAGACACCAACAUCGAAAGUGCAUGGCGCACCACAGGAAAACAACGACGACGAGAUUAGUCCGGCGCCGCCUGUUCAAGUCGUGGCCGACGAACGCGAACACUCCUCACACUUUGACCAGAAGCAUCUUGGGGAACUAUCAGAUCUAGAGAAAUCAGACAUCCUGAUAGAGGUACGGCCAAUCUACACGGAUAUGCCUGCCAAGGAUAAAGCUAUACGAAGGUUCCGCGAUGAUGAGGAUGAGGUUGCUAGUCAGGUAUCCAGUACGAUAAGUCUAGAUAAUCUAGAGCUUCAAAGACAGUCAUAUCGAGAGAGCGCAUCUCAACCUUGGUGGAGUAGAUUGAGCUGGCGUGAACUGAGGAAGCGACGGCCAGAGGAGACCGAAGCAGAAAAAAGGGCACGGAGGAGACGACAUUGUCGUUUGUUUGGCAUUGGUGUUGUUACUCUAACAAUCUUCGGUGCCAUCGCUGGAGGUGUUUAUAUAGCCUUUGUUUCCACAUUGUUACGGCGGCUCGCUCCUUCGCCUAGGAACAACGGCCUCCAACAUAUUGUCGAGACCUGGAAAGAACCCGACUCUAACGGAGCCUUCCAAUUCGAGUGGAGGGAUGACUUCAGCCGCGAUAUCGUACCAAAGAGCUGCCACUCCCACAAUGAUUACUGGCGCUCUGUCCCCUUGUACGCCGCACUUGCAGUAGGAUGUACAAGCGUUGAAGCAGACAUUUGGUUGACAGAAGACGAAAAACUGCUCGUCAGUCAUUCCUGGGAGUCUACGACCGGCAAUCGAACGUUGGAGAGCCUCUACCUCAGUCCGUUGUUGAACAUUCUCGAGCAAAGGAACGCAACAACAGCAGAAGAGGGAGACAAGAAGACGGGAUUAUUUGACAUGGAUCCAAGUGCGACGACAGUCUUACUCAUCGACUUCAAAUCCGACGGCGAAGCGACAUGGCCGGUGUUGCUCUCCCAACUCGCUCCCCUUCGUGAGAAGAACUGGUUAACAUACUACGAUGGCGAGACUCUCCACCAAGGAGCCCUCACUAUCGUCGGCACAGGAAACACUCCCUUCAACCUCAUCCAAGCCGCUACUACAAAUCGCUACAUCUUCUUCGACGCGCCCCUCCUCUCCGUCUCAAACGCUGAGUACGACACUACGAAUUCUUACUACGCAUCCACUGCCCUCGACAGCGCAGUAGGCAAGCUCUGGUUCGCAACCUUGUCUUCAUCGCAAGUUGAGAAAGUUAGAGAGCAGGUUGGAGCAGCGGAAGUGAAGGGACUGAAGAAUUUCCUUUACAUGACAAGCAAACGAUCCUCUCAGAGGUCCUUUAGACUCUCAAAUCACGGCUUCCAGCCCAUUGACAACGGCAACAUGGAGAACCGAACCGCCGAUAUACCCCUCCAGACUGUCGUCAGUCACACACCCUCGCAGUCCUCGCCGACAUCGGGAAAUGAAAAGUCGGAAAAGGUGCACAACUGGGGGCGUAGGAAGCUGGCAGCGGUAGACUCCAGGACAGGAGCACCGCUGCCUCCCCGCGCUAGCGAAGAGAAGACGGCUCUCAACCGUAUGGGUAGGAUCUACACCAAGAUCCUCAACUAUAGCAUCAUCACGCGCUACAUGAUCUAUGUUGCGCCUGUUGCGCUACUGCUAGCCAUUCCCAUCAUCCUCUCGCAGACCGGUACUAUCACGGGCUCCAUCGGCGGCACAAACCAGAAGAAGUUCUGGAUCUGGAUCGAAAUCAUCUGGCUUAGUUUCUGGGUCAUGAAGAUUGUGGCACACUUUAUUCCCAACGUUUUCGAGUUUCUCAUUGGCGUGGUCAGUCCUGGUGUCAAGAAAUAUGCGCUGCUAUUGAGAGCGGUGGAGAAGCCUCUGUCUUUCGUUUUCUGGAUGAUUGUCAACCAGGCUACGUUCCCGGCACUUGUUAGAGCUGUUCCUGGUAGGACUGGCGAUAAUUACCCAGGAUGGAUUGGCACGAUGCAGUCCGUACUGCUUGCCUUACUCGUCUGCACCAUCAUCAUCCUCGCUGAACGCGUCUUGAUCCAGCUCAUCAGUAUCAGCUACCACCGCAAGCAAUUUGACGAUAAGAUCAAGGAAUCGAAGCGCAACAUCUACCUCCUCGGUAUCCUUUACGACACGUCGCGAGCGCUAUUUCCCGCCUACUGCAACGAGUUCGCAGAAGAAGACUACAUCAUUCAGGACACCAUUCUUGAUCUUGGUUUUGGUAGCAAGAAGGGAACGGCCAAGCAUGGCCGAUCUGGCAGCCGCACACCUAUGCGUCUCAUCCAAGAAGUUGGCCGAGAUGCUGGUCGUAUUGGUGAUAAGAUCACAUCAGUUUUCGGUACUAUCGCUUCCGAGAUCACUGGCAAGAAAGUCUUCGACCCCAACUCUGCUCACUCCGUCGUCUUGACUGCUUUGGAGAGGAACAAGAGUGCUGAAGCUUUGGCUAGGCGUAUUUGGAUGUCCAUGGUCGUCGAAGGCAAGAACGAGCUUUACCUGGAAGAUCUAGUCGAAGUUAUGGGUCCGGGCCGCCAGGAAGAAGCCGAGGAAUGCUUCGCUGCAAUCGACCGAGACGGAAACGGGGAUAUCAGUUUGGAAGAGAUGAUCUUGACUGUGACUGAUUACGCCAGACAGCGAAAGUCGAUCAACUCCAGCAUGCACGAUGUUGACCAGGCCAUCAACGCUCUCGACGGCCUCAUCAUGACUAUUGCUGUCAUCGUCUGCAUCUUCGUCUUCGUCGCCUUCCUCGCUCCCGCUUUCCGCACGACCCUCGCUACAUCCGCGACUGCUCUCCUGUCACUGUCCUUCGUAUUCGCGACGACCGCUCAGGAAGUUCUCGGUUCCUGCAUCUUUCUCUUCGUCAAGCACCCGUACGAUAUUGGUGAUCGUGUCGACAUCACCACUGAACAGCUCACUGUGGAACACAUCGCUCUGCUCUACACUGUCUUCAAGCGCGUCCAAAACGGAAAGACGGUCCAGAUUCCCAACAUUGUCUUGAACUCUCUGUGGGUAGAGAACAUUACACGAAGCAAGGCCAUGCGAGAACAAGUCUCGGUAUUCUGCGACUUUGGCACCUCUUUCGAAGACAUCAACUUGCUCAAGCUGGAGAUGAUGAGCUUCGUUCGCGAUCCUCUCAAUGCCCGCGAAUUCCAUCCUGAUAUCGAUAUCGAGGUUGUUAGUAUUGCUGAGAUGAACAAGCUGGAGCUUCGUGUUGAGAUCAGGCAUAAGAGCAACUGGUCAAACGAGUCACUUCGCGCAUCCCGAAGGUCCAAGUUCAUGUGCGCACUCGUCGUCGCUUUGCGCAAGGUCCCGAUCAAUGGUCCUGCUGGAGGAGAUGCUGCUUUGGGCUCGCAAGAUAAGCCCACAUGGUCUGUCGCAGUACCGCCUGCCGAGGCUAUCGCCGCAUACGAGAAGUACAAGGCCAACGCUGACGCUGGCCGUCUGCACCCAAACAACCCCACCGAGGAGGACACCGGCAAGUCUACUGGUACGGACUACUUGGGCGUCGAAGGCAACGCAAUCAGCUCCCUCAACAACAGGAGACCUGGCCUGGACACGAUUCGUGACGACACCUGGGAAGCUCGCGGCGACGAUGCUAGUACCAUAGGCCGUCCUAGCAUGUCGGACCAAAGGCCCGACCUCGACGAAGUCCGCGGUCUGCUGCGCAAAGCCAGUUCGGCCGGAAAGAGGAAGGGUGGCACCACACUAUCGCCGUUUGGCUCCCGCGUCUCCGUCGAUACACCCCGUCAGAACCCCCCACCACCUCUACCACUUCACGUAGUACCAUCCGGUAGCCAAAGCCAGUACGCACAACCACCAGGAGGUUCUCUACCACCUCCACCUCGCAGCACUGCACCUGGAUCGCCAAGCUCUAUCUCCACAGGGCAGGUAGAGGAUUACUCGUACCAGACUAUGGUUCCACCGCCUCGCUCACGCAGCCGGCCGCGCGCUCCACAAGUAGAAGAGGAUGAGGGCGAGAGACAGUGGCAACCCAGCGCUAAUGCGCCGACUCGUUCCGUGUCGAACAAUAACCCAUAUAGAAGCCCUGGGUCGCCGCAGCAGGGCUUCCAGUCUUUCAAGCGGGAGUAA